CCAACACCCUAUUAAGAAAUGUUAUGUUGGUGUUUCCUUUAUUUUGGCAGUUAGCUGUAUGUGAGUGAGGUUUGACUAUUCAGCACUCAUCCACCCUGCCACAAGGUGGAUCUAUCCUCAUUCCAGUCAAUAUUUUUAAUACCUAGUUGCUCAAAUUGAAUACUGCUGUGUGUUUUGACCCUGGGUAGUAGCUGAUUUGUACAUCUAAAAAGACAAACACGCAGACUGCCCACUUUUCCUGCCCUAUGGUCAGGCUUGAGUCAAUCAUUACACAUAGGGUACACAUUCAACUUGAGUUGAGCUCUGUCCAGAUUUUGCCACACUGUCUUAGUGCUAAUCCCGACUCUGCAAUACACAGCUCGCACACGGAGCACAGAGGAAAUUCAGAGGUUCACCAUACCCGGUGUACAGGUGUUCCCUGCAAGGACAGCCUGAUGGCUUGUGUUGUGUCCCUGUAUCGGCCUUUAUCUUUACUGGCCCCUGUGGGGGUGAGGCGAGCCAUAGUUUGCAGAAUGUCACUGGACAUGCGAGCACGGGAGGUGUUUGCUUCGGCUAUCGAAGCUGUGCAACCAGACAUUGUGAUGCGGCGGGGUCUGGAGCGUACAGGAGACACCCUCCUAGUGAAUGGACGCAGCUUCACGCUAAAGAACAACCUUCACCUGGUAGGCUUUGGCAAAGCUGUGCUGGGCAUGGCUGCUGAGGCAGAGAGGAUAGUGGGGGACCACUUGGUGAGAGGAGUGAUCAGUGUGCCACACGGCAUUCAGGAGACAAUACGGCAGCAUGGGAAAGACCAGAUGUUGUUGAAGGAUGGAAGUCGCAUCACAGUGAUGGAGGGAGCUAAACACAACCUGCCAGAUGCUGAUGCCCAGAGGGCAGCCGAAUGUAUCAAGGAGCUGGUCAGCACACUAACAGAGAAUGACAUGUUGCUUGUACUCAUCUCAGGAGGAGGGUCUGCACUCUUGCCUGCACCAGUCCCACCAAUCUCUCUUCAAGAGAAACAGGAUGUUACACGUAGACUGGCUGGUGCUGGUGCCACCAUUCAGGAGCUUAACUCUGUACGCCGUGCCCUGUCAAUUUUGAAAGGAGGAGGACUUGCACACUGCGCUCACCCUGCUCAGGUGGUGGCCCUGGUUCUGUCUGACGUAAUUGGAGAUCCCCUGGACUUGAUAGCCAGUGGCCCCACAGUGUGGACUGAGGUGUGGCCUGAGGAGAUUUGGUCGAUCCUUGAACGUUACGGGCUGUCCUCCUCUCUCCCUGUCUCGGUGAAAGAGGUGCUUGGACGCUCAGCUCCCCGAUGGGAGGAGUCUGGAGAGCAGUCAGACAGGGCGGCACAUGUUCUCAAUGCUGUGAUUGGCUCCAAUAGCAUUGCUCUGGAAUGUGCAGGGAGACGUGCGCGGGAGCUCGGAUUCCGUCCAGUUGUGCUGUCGCCAGGGGUGUGCGGGAACGUACAGUCUGUCUCUCGCCUUUAUGGUCUACUGGCUCGCUUUGCCUGCUCCCGUGACGAGCCUCCUCCUGAGUUGCCUGCUGAGAUUCUGAAGCUGGGGCCCGAGACAGGCGUGGAAAGCUGGGACUUGUGCCGUGCUAUGCAGGUGCUUGGUGAGGGGCGUGGGGAGGGCUGGGGAGCCACCUGUCUGCUGGCUGGGGGAGAGCCCACUGUGCAGUUGACAGGCAAGGGGCGUGGUGGGCGGAACCAGGAGCUGGCCCUGAGAGUAGGGCUUGAGCUGGCAGACAUGGAGCUCCCUCCGAAGGGCCCCCUGUUCCUGAGUGGUGGGACCGAUGGUCAGGACGGGCCAACUGAGGCAGCAGGGGCAGUCACAGACGCGGGGCUUGGCAAAGAAGCACGAGCACAGGGGCUCGACCCUGAUGGCUUCCUCGUCAACAAUGAUUCCUUCACCUUCUUUUCACGCCUGUCUGGUGGGCAGCGGCUGCUCCUACCAGGGUUAACAGGUACCAAUGUGAUGGAUGUGCACAUGCUGCUCAUCCCACCAAUCCCCAUAGUUGUGUCUGGUCGUUGAUGAAGACAAGGGUAUGAAAGCUGUCAAUUACACAUUUCAGUAUGAAUCCAUACAGAGCAGACUGAGUAUAUUUAGAGCGCAGCUUUUCAAAGCUGACCAUGCCCAUGAUAUUCUUUCCAGCAAGCCCUUUUGGAGAUCCAUGUUUAAUUUAAAAAGCAGCAGUCAGUUAUGUCUAUGAUAAGAAUAAAUACAGUAAAUAGUG
Messenger RNA from Oncorhynchus tshawytscha (Chinook salmon), 2217 nucleotides. RefSeq names its product glycerate kinase (gene glyctk). Gene Ontology annotation, biological process: protein phosphorylation. The record is from RefSeq and is a predicted model, not a curated record. The transcript has 5 exons. Gene Ontology annotation, cellular component: cytoplasm. The coding region runs from base 246 to 2015 and encodes 589 amino acids. Gene Ontology annotation, molecular function: glycerate kinase activity. NCBI's taxonomy places the organism in Eukaryota, Metazoa, Chordata, Actinopteri, Salmoniformes, Salmonidae.